AUGGGUAUAAUCGAAGAGCAACGCUAUCUCCACGAGGACCUCGAGCGCCUCGAGCAGGGCAUCGCAGACCGCAUCAGCGAGGAACCGAAGCACAUCCGCGACCGCUUAAACCGCGACCAUGAGGUCGGCCAGCUCCUCGACCAGAUCCAGACGCAGUCCGUCAAGCUCCUCGACAUCUAUCGCGACGCCGGCGGCCAGCGCGGCCGCGAGAUCCAGACCAUUGGCACGGGUGACCCCUUUGAGGAGUUUUACAGCCAGCUGAAAGACGCGCGCGAGCACCACGCCAAAUACCCCAAUGAGCAGGCCGAGAACUCGGAGGUGCGGUACCGCGUCAAGAAGCCCGACGAUGGCGAGGUCAUGCCCUACAUCGUCGAUCGCCUCUUCACCGGCGAGGAAGGCUUCGGCCGCUUCUUUGACCUGCACACUUCCCACGAGGGGUACCUCAACCUCCCCAACGUGAAGCGCCUGUCGUACCUGCAGUACCUCGAGGUCUUCGACAACUUUGCCCCCGGGUACGGUGGGCUGAAGCGCGGCGAGAAGCUGACGGACCAGUACUUCAAGUACGUCGGCGAGCUGGCGUCGUACCUCGAAUCCUUUAUGCGCCGCACGCGGCCGCUCGAGAACCUCGACAAGGUAUUUUUGGGCUUUGACGGCGACUUUGAGGCGGCGUGGGAAAAGGACGAGGUCUCUGGGUGGCAGAAGGAGACGACGGGCGGCGUCGGCGCCAACGGUGCGAACGGCGCAGCGCGGGAGGCCAGCACAGUGGACGCCAUCUGGUGCGACGACUGCGAAAAGGAGUUCAAGAAUGAAAACGUCUACAGGUCGCACAUGACGGGCCGCAAGCACAUCAAAGCCGCCGAGGCGCGGAAAGCGCGUCGCGAGGAAGAGGGGGAAGAAAAUAGCAGCAGCACGAACGGCGGCGGCAGCAAGGUAUCGGCGACGAGGCUGAAGGAACGGGCGGUCGCGGAGCGCGAGUACCGCGUCAAACGCCUCGCGGCGGCGAUGAGCACGGAGCGCGGCGACACGCGCGUCAACGUCGAGCGCAGGCAGGGCAUGACGGAGCGCGAGCGCCAGCAGGAGCUGGAGAACAUAAUGAGCCUAUCAUACUCGGCGCCCGGCGGAGGCGGAGUCACACACGGCGGCGGCGGCGGUGCGGACGGCGACGACGACGAUGAGGACGGCGAAGACGGCGAAGAAAAGAUUUAUAACCCGCUCAAGCUACCCCUCGCGUGGGACGGCAAGCCGAUCCCCUUUUGGCUAUACCGCCUACACGGCCUGGGCGUCGAGUUCCCCUGCGAAAUUUGCGGCAACUUUGUCUACAUGGGCCGGCGGGCGUUUGACAAGCACUUCAACGAGGCGCGGCACGUCCACGGUCUGCGGUGCCUUGGCAUCACCAACACAAGCCUGUUCCGCGACAUCACGAGCAUUGAGGAGGCGGUCAACCUGUGGGACAAGAUCCAGCGGGAGGCCAAGAAGACCAAAGUCGAUGAGGGGAGCGUGGUGCAGAUGGAGGACGCCGAGGGCAACGUCAUGCCUGAGAAGGUGUACUACGAUCUUCAGAAGCAGGGUCUUUUGUAA
Molecule: messenger RNA, 1578 nt
Organism: Colletotrichum orchidophilum
Lineage: Eukaryota; Fungi; Ascomycota; Sordariomycetes; Glomerellales; Glomerellaceae
Product: splicing factor 3a
Exons: 1
Coding region: 1-1578 (525 amino acids)
Biological process (GO): mRNA splicing, via spliceosome
Cellular component (GO): spliceosomal complex; nucleus
Molecular function (GO): zinc ion binding; RNA binding
Source: RefSeq, a predicted model, not a curated record